This is a messenger RNA of Daphnia magna, 2710 nucleotides long. Its product is annotated as carboxypeptidase D. Gene Ontology annotation, biological process: proteolysis. Gene Ontology annotation, molecular function: metallocarboxypeptidase activity; zinc ion binding. The record is from RefSeq and is a predicted model, not a curated record. Gene Ontology annotation, cellular component: cell surface. NCBI's taxonomy places the organism in Eukaryota, Metazoa, Arthropoda, Branchiopoda, Diplostraca, Daphniidae.
UUCCGGUUUCUCUCAUUUUCUGUGUGUGUGUGUGUGUCUUGUCUCCGUGUGUCUCGUUCAUUCUUGAGUGGUUCGGCGUUACUACAACAAUUCCACGCAGUCGGUUGAGUGCAGUGACGGUGUUCAGUUUUCUGCCGGUGUUUGUGCAUCUCGAAAAUCACAAGAAAAUAAUAAUAGCAAAAGAAAUCGAGAACUCGUUAAUUGUUUUUUUCAUUUUCCCAUCUAAUUUUGGAAGACGUUUCCAGUGGCGUAAGAAUUAAGUACCGUUCGAAAUUUCUUGAAAACAAGUUGUACCGCACAAUAAAACGGCCCGGAAUUCUUCACUCGCUUCCAAAAGUGAUCAAAUCCCCAAGCAAAGAAAUGAAGACGGCUGUUUGGUACACGUCGACAUUUCUCGUCAUCUUCAUUUACCUGUAUUGCUACCUUGUGCAGUUUAUCCGCGGUGCGGAAAUCCGGCCGCAACUACAUCUGCACCAGCCGUUGCUGCGCAACAGACUCGGAGGAGCGCAACCAUCGUCACACAUGGCAUCUCUUCCGCCUGUGAUUGUUGGCGCUCCUUCCCAUCAUCUCGGUUGGCCAUCAGCCGGAUCAAGCGCCGGAAAUCAGCAUCCGUCCUUGCAACGCCAUCUUCCUCCUUUACCGCCUCCUCCGCCUGCUUCGGUCUUCUCCGAUUAUUUGACGCCGGGGAACAUGGCAGUUUCAUCGUCCAUCUCGGUCUCAUCUUCCGUGUCAUCGGCUCCGGUUCAUCCGUCAGUGACGGCCGCUCCGCUGACACCCGCAACUCCCAAACCGUUGGAUUUCGGUUACCAUAAUUACGACAAUAUGACGGCCUGGUUGAAACACUUCAGUGCCUCCAAUCCAGAUCUAACGGCCCUUUAUUCAAUCGGCAAAUCCGUUCAAGGUCGCGAAUUGUGGGUAAUGGUGGUAUCGUCUUCUCCGUUCCAACACAUGAAAGGCAAGCCGGAUGUCAAGUACGUGGCAAACAUCCACGGUAACGAGGCCGUCAGCAGAGAAAUGGCUCUCCAUCUUAUCGAACAUUUGGUUAAAAACUACAGGGAAGACGCUUACAUCCGUUGGCUGCUGGAUCAAACGCGAAUUCACAUCUUGCCAAGUCUCAAUCCAGACGGAUUCGAAGUGGCUCGCGAGGGUACUUGCACCGGUGGUCAAGGAAGGUACAACGCCCGUGGUUUUGACUUGAAUCGAAACUUUCCCGAUUACUUCAAGCAGAACACUAAACGUGUACAACCGGAAACUGAAGCCUACAAAGAAUGGAUAGCUAAAAUUCAAUUCACCUUGUCCGCUGGACUUCACGCCGGUGCGUUGGUCGCAUCCUACCCCUUCGACAACACACCUAAUUCAGUUUACCAAGCGUUUGCUUCCACUCCGUCACAAACGCCGGACGAUGAUGUGUUCCAUCAUCUGGCCACGUUAUACGCCCGUAAUCACGCCACCAUGUAUCAAGGAGUGGCGUGCAAGCCCGGCUCACCUUCGUUCCCCAACGGGACGACCAACGGAGCGGCCUGGUACCCGCUGACGGGCGGAGCCCAGGAUUAUUCGUACGUCUGGACAGGCACGAUGGAAAUCACCGUUGAAAUGGCUUGCUGUAAAUAUCCUCCAGCUGCGGAAUUACCCGUCCACUGGAGCGAACAUCGGCAAGCGCUUAUCCGUUUCGUGGGUGAAGCUCAUCGUGGUGUACGAGGUUUCGUGACCGACGGUAAUGGCAGACCGUUAGAAAACGUCGCAAUGAAAAUCAAAGGUCGUGACGCUCCGUUCCAGACUACCAAACAUGGCGAAUAUUGGCGCAUUCUUUUGCCAGGUUACUACCGGAUUGAGGCGUACAAAGAAGGUUACGAACCGGUUGAAGAUGAUUUUAGCGUCACCGAUCAUCACGCCACGCAAGUCAAUCUGACUCUUUUCAAGCAGGUUGACUCUAAAAAUGGAUUUGGGACGUUAGAUGACGUCAGUAAUUACUAUUCCUUAUCGGCGAGUGAUGAACAACCAAAUAAACGACAUCCUAGCAUUUCAAAUAAACAGGACGUUCCCCAUCCUACGGGGCUCAGUGGACUCCUGAUCACGCUCAGAUCGCAGAUGGACAAUCUCUUUGCAAAUCUGUUCGGUUGAGGAAUCGAAUUGAAAAUGAGAAACAGUAAAAAUGCGGACAAAAAAUAUGAUUGACGGAGAAAUUCACGGAAGAGCGCAUCCUGUGACGGUCGGUUAUUUAGACCAUAGUGACGACGGAUGCAAAACCCACGCCUUUUUAUUUUAUUUAUUUUUGUAAGCCUCUUAAAAUUUUUUUGUUCUGGAUGGAUAGUCGUCUCUUCGCUAGGUAGCAGCGGAAGGAAAGGAAACAACCAUCGAUCAUUUCCGGUCUUCUUUCUUGUAUUGAAAUGGACUUGUCUACCAUUACGUAUAGAUUUUGUACUACAUUGUUUUUGUUUUGUUUUUUUUUCAAAAAUGAAAGUGUACUGUACAUAUGGAACUCCUUUCCCCAAAUGUUAUUUCCUUUAUUCCGAUUGUCUUCAAAAGCAAUCAUCGCUGUCUACCCCCAUCUCUACAACAACAUUCUUAUCGCACUACAACCACAAAAACUAUUUAUAUGCACAUUUGUCAUGAGCACACGUAUAUCUGUUACUUGUACUGAAGACAAGAAGAUGGAUCGAUAUCGAUGCAAGAAGAAAUAAAUAAAAACAAAAACCUAAAAGGAAAAAAA